This is a messenger RNA of Pyricularia grisea, 2232 nucleotides long. RefSeq lists its product as uncharacterized. The transcript is spliced from 6 exons. The record is from RefSeq and is a predicted model, not a curated record. Lineage: Eukaryota; Fungi; Ascomycota; Sordariomycetes; Magnaporthales; Pyriculariaceae. The coding region runs from base 294 to 1367 and encodes 357 amino acids.
CGCAAAUCUUGUCUACCUACUACAUACCAACCCUACCUGCUACCUGUUACCUCACAAACAAACUGCAUAACAUUUCUCACCUUCGUAAACAACAUUCGAGGAUUCCCGAAAGUAAACAGGCAGCUAUUAAACAAAACAAGACAACAGAGCUACUGUCAGCUUUUAGCACUCACCACCUUACUUCUAAAAUCCGACCGCCCAAACGAACUCAAACCAACACAGCACCCUCACCUACUCGCAACGCGAAAACUGACCGAAAUCGCAACAACAUUUCCUCCUAAACUACCGCUGCGAUGGCCGACACAGCUCCUGCUGCCAAUGGUGGCUCCAACCUUGAUGCCCUGAAGAACAUGUUUUGGAACCCCGCGCCCGCAUCACCCGGCCGCACCUGGGAGCAAAUGCCAUCAUUGAACCAAGUAACUAACCAGAAAAUACUUCAAGAUGCUGCGGCUGCGUAUGAUUCUGUCACCAACGGCCCCGUUGCUCAAAAUGUCAAGGACCAGUCCGCCAAGACGUCUGCAGAGCUCAACAACCUCGCUGCAUCUCGUCAGACACCUACUCAACCUGCUGCGACUGGCCAGCCGUUGACGCACUAUCACUCAUUUUUCUCGGAGCUUCUCUCAUGGAACAACCCCCGUGCUUCUGGAAUCGCUUAUGCCUCCAUCGUUACUCUCAUCUUUGCGGUUAGAUACCUUGAUGUUAUUCGGUGGAGUCUGAAGCUUUCCGGUUAUGUUCUCGCUACCACAGUCGCUGCCGAGGUCGUUGGUAAGGCCAUACUCGGCACCGGCUUCGCCAGCCAGCUUCGUCCCCGCCGUUACUACACAGUCUCGCGUGAGGCUAUCGAGAGCAUGACUGGUGACGUUCACGAACUUCUGAACUUCUUCUGCAUCGAGUCUCAGCGCAUCCUCUUCGCCGAGAACGUUACCGUCUCCGCAGUUGCCUGUGUUGGAGCCUUGAUCUCCUACUGGCUGGUCAAGAUUGUUCCAUACUGGGGUCUUGCUCUGAUGACCACUACCCUUGCCUUUGUAGCCCCUCUUAUCUACAAGACCAACAAGGAGAUGAUCGACGAGCACCUGAAGCAGGUUUCCAGCAUUGUCGAGUCUCAGACCAACCAGCUCAAGGAGGUCGCUGGCAAGCAUACCGCGCAAGCUACCGAGCUCACCAAGCAGUAUAUGGGAGACUACACCGCCAAGGCCCAGUCGCUGCUCCGCGGCCGCUCCCCCGAGACGGUCUCUAAGACGCCUGCUGCCCCUGCCGCCCCGGCUCCUGCGGACGAUGUGGCUCAUGACUUUCCUUCGGCCCCUACGACCGAGAUCAAGACCACCGAGCCGGUCAAGGACGAGAAGGAGCCUCUUCUGGCCUUGUAAAGCACCUUGGUCCACCAAAGAUGACUGGAAAAUUUACUUUCGACCAAGAUGAGGCAUUGCAUCACGAUAGUCUCUGUUUGAGAGGGAUUUACUCGUAGACAACUUGGUCGUCACUUUCUACUGUCUUGAGGAAGAUCUGGGUCAAUACGCCAGUCCAUGACCACAAUUUGAUACACCGACUCUCCUGAUAUGAUUUGAAGGACUGUUUUUUUAAAGGCGUAAGACCGGAAUGAUUGGAAGCAUGCAGAAAAUGAACGACGAUCGGACCGGUAUCAGGACAAACUUGGGGUGGUUAUGAUAACUUGUUUUUUAUCAUCUUAUUUUUAGUUUUUUUGCAGGUGUUGCGCUGGCUCUUCUCUUUUCUUUAAUGCCUCGGCUCCCAUUAGGUGCGUCGUUUGGGAUAGGGGAGGCCGAACUAAUUUGUUUGACUUGCGUGGGAGGCUAUUCAUGGAAGAUAACGAAAGGUUGAAAUAUGACGAGGAUACGGUUGAUACAAUGAGGGUGCCGGUAUAUGCUUACGCUGCCAAGUCUCCCUGGGCACACCCAAAAUGGUUGAUAUUCGCUUGCUUUGAGGUUGGUCGAGCACCUUUGUUGAGUGAGAAUGAUGGCCAUGUACACUGCACACACUCAAACCUGAGAGGGAUGGGUACCAUUACAAUCACUUACACCAUCUGGGAACCUGGUUUGCUAUUUCAGCUUGUCUUUUUUUCUUCAACAGCAACUUGAUUUGUGUUUGAAAGGUUCAUAGUUAGUAUACGGGUAUCACCAUGGAAAAGCAAUCAAGAAUCAUGUAUGGUUCUGACAUGCACGCCAUGCUACCAAAUUAUCAUAUGCAGCCAUGACUUUUAACGACACUUGGCGUUUA